GAUCUUUCAUUGACCUCGUGAUAACUCAAUAUAAUCUGCACUGACGAUGCCACUUUAUUUAAUCAUGUGGCUGCCUUGACCCGUUCUCUUCACGAGACAUUAUUUCACUCCACCUGCAAAAGAAGCGCGUUUUAUACGCAUUUUCUCUUUUACCAUUAUCUUUCAAAUGAUAGAUUACCACAAUCUAAUAAUCUAUCUGUCUGCAGUAUCAUUAUUGUGGCUCAAUUUGCUAAUCGAUUAAAACGUAGAUUCUAUCGGCUGGGUUUUGCUUUUUUCUUUUACUUUCGUGGAAAUUGAUAAUUUAUUGUUAAUCAAUUAAGUGGAGGGAGAGUUUUGAAAUGGCUUCGAGUUUUGACCGGUGGGAGAAGGAUCCCUUUUUUCCUGCGGCCGAGGAAGUUCAGGAAUCGGCUGACAGGAUGGAGUCGAUGUAUAGAACAUGGAUUCAUGCAAGUAAAGAUGCUUCUAGUGUGUGGGAUUCUGAGGAACUCCUUAGGGACCUACGUACUUCCCUUGGCACAACCAAAUGGCAGUUAGAGGAGUUUGCAAGGGCUGUCAAAUCAACUUACGUCAAAAGCUCAAUCGAUGAUGCAAGAGAUAGGCAUAGACAAUUUAUAAUUGCGAUGGAGGACCAAAUUGUGAAAAUCGAGAUGUUGUUAGAGGAUUCAGCUCGUUCAGAAGGCAAGGCAUCACUGCCGUGGGUGCGCUUGGAUGAAGGCGAGUGUAAUGAACUUGCAUUGUUUUUGUCAGGGCCAUCCAUGUCUGAUGACAAAGCUCUUGUAAAUAACCAGGUGAAGGAAAAUGAAGUACCAUUAGUUACAGUUAAAGAGUCAGUGCUUGAUUAUUCCAAAAAUUCUGGUCAAUCUGUUGAGUGGGGCUCCUUGGAGGGUAGGAAGGAGAACCCACAUGGGCAUAGGAGAACAGCCAGUGCUUGUGCUGACAUUGGUGCUUGGAAGAUAGCAAUUACUGAUGAUGGUUGCCAACAAAAUUCUUCCAAAGGGCAGCCUCCUUUACCCCCACGAAAGAUACCCAGUGUUUCAGGGUUCCUUAAUUCCAUGGAAUCUGUGGCCAAAUUGAAGUUGUCAAAGAACGGAAUUAGGAAGUGGAAAGCAGUAGAUCGUUUCCAAGAAGCUGAUACUGAAUUAUUGAAAGCUUCUCAGUUGACCAGAGGUAUAAAUGCAUGCUAUGAAAAGAGUAAGAGUUGCCUGGACAGUUGCGACGAUUGUUAAGAUAAGCAACUUUAUGGCUGGUAUGGAGCUAUUCAGAGACAACUUCAAAGGUCUCAAUACCAAAUGCAAUAUUGUCGGCCUGUUCAAGUGGCAUUUUGGAUUGUUCUUCUGCUUUGCCUGAUUGAAUUGGGGGCUCCAUGGAGCUGUUGGGUAGCACCAGGCUCACAGCAGCCUUGUCUGCAUAUUUUGGAAUAGAAAGUAUACAUCAAAAGAAUUUUGCAUUACAUUUUCAUUUACGGAUUUUUUAUUGAUUUCACCAGCACUGGGAAGGUUUGCCAUUCAUCUUGGUGUUUCUUGUUACCAUUUUUAGUCAUUAUGGUGUCUGAUGCUUUCUAAAUUCGUAGCGUUUUGGUUUCUUUUUCCCAGAACAUAAGCACACAUUAGUAUCUAUGUAACUGCAUAUCGUUUUAAGAAUCUAGUAGACAUAGAUAUUAAUAUCAUUGUUUCAAAUAAUUUGGAGUUGGAUGCUCCAUCUCCAUUUCUUAAAGUACUUGAGUUGUGUCAGUUUUUACUAAUGAUAGUUUGCAGUUCAAAGUAGUUAAAGGUUAAAAAUGUAAAGCUUGGAAAUUAGGUGGAAGAUGAGUUGAUUCUUGGUUCUUUUCUUGUAAAAAUGGUGGUAUUAACUUUUAAAAUGUUUGGACCUAUGUCAAGUGGACCUGGAGUCAUAAUUUUGUGUAUGAUUUAAAAUCUGUUGAGAUUGUAUAAGCUGGAAAAUUAUUCAUAUACCUCAGAUUGUAGAUUUCUUAUUAUUUUAGAAUUUGGCACCAGAUUUCUGGUUUUUG
This is a messenger RNA of Pistacia vera, 2008 nucleotides long. RefSeq lists its product as uncharacterized. Gene Ontology annotation, biological process: Golgi vesicle transport. The record is from RefSeq and is a predicted model, not a curated record. Gene Ontology annotation, cellular component: membrane. NCBI's taxonomy places the organism in Eukaryota, Viridiplantae, Streptophyta, Magnoliopsida, Sapindales, Anacardiaceae. Bases 339 to 1226 code for a protein of 295 amino acids. The transcript is spliced from 5 exons.